CAGAACCGCAUAUCGCAAUGUCUGCCGGCGCAGAGACCACCACUGAGCUUCUGCCUUCCGCGGGACGGGUGUUCUUCCAGCCAGCGCCCGGCGUCGGGUGCGCUGUCUCCGGACCCAUGGCUCGGGAAGACCCGGUCCAGAAGAAGCAGGGGAAAGUGACAGUGAAGUACGACAGGAAGGAGCUGCGGAAGAGACUGAUACUGGAAGAAUGGAUCAUCGAACAGCUGAGCGAGCUGUACGACUGCGAGGAGGAAGAGAUGCCUGAGGUGGAGAUAGACAUUGAUGACCUCCUGGAAGUAAACAACGAAGAUGAGCGCGCUGUGAAACUACAGGAGUCCCUCACAGACUGUUAUAAGCCUACUGAGGUUUUCGUCCGGGAGCUACUGGGCCGGAUCAGAGGCAUGCGGAAACUAAGUGCCCCUACGAAGAAAAGUCUUUAAUGACCAAUGUCCACACACACACACACUCAUACACACUUCACUCACUCCCUCACACACACACACACACACAAACACACACACACAUAUACACACAGAAACACAGAGACACACAGACACACAUACACACACACACACACACACACUGGGCACAAGGACAUGUGCCAUCGGACACGUCCCUCCACUCAGAUGGGUCCCAACGCCCCAUUAACCAACAAGUAGUCAGGACUCAACAUACCAUAAUCCUAUAGGUACUGUACUGUAGUAUAGCAGAUCCAGUGUACCGGAAACUCAGCUAUUCGCCUUGUAGGCUUCUGUGAGGACUCCACUUCCCAGAAUUCCAUAUGCCUCAUAGACUCAGCGUCCAAGAGCACUCAACACAACUGACUCCAGCAGGAAUCCAACACUUAACUGAGACAGUGUCCCACGCCUACACUCUAAGGACUCAGCUUCGUCACCUUGUCCAUUGGACUUUAA
Molecule: messenger RNA, 914 nt
Organism: Sardina pilchardus (European sardine)
Lineage: Eukaryota; Metazoa; Chordata; Actinopteri; Clupeiformes; Clupeidae
Gene: ppp1r14c
Product: protein phosphatase 1, regulatory (inhibitor) subunit 14C
Exons: 4
Coding region: 18-440 (140 amino acids)
Biological process (GO): regulation of phosphorylation
Cellular component (GO): cytoplasm
Molecular function (GO): protein serine/threonine phosphatase inhibitor activity
Source: RefSeq, a predicted model, not a curated record